Messenger RNA from Mercurialis annua (annual mercury), 789 nucleotides. Its product is annotated as protein LHCP TRANSLOCATION DEFECT. Gene Ontology annotation, cellular component: chloroplast stroma; chloroplast envelope. The record is from RefSeq and is a predicted model, not a curated record. The coding region runs from base 102 to 599 and encodes 165 amino acids. Gene Ontology annotation, biological process: granum assembly; intracellular protein transport. Lineage: Eukaryota; Viridiplantae; Streptophyta; Magnoliopsida; Malpighiales; Euphorbiaceae. The transcript is spliced from 2 exons.
UUGAUUACAGUAAACAAAGAUAGCGAGUGGAUAGGAAAAUGAACCAGUAGCAUGAUUUUUCUUCAUCUUGUUUAGACAAACAAUUCAAAAGCAACACUGUAAUGGCUUCAAUACCAUUGUCAUCUUCUACAACAUGCACACUUCUUUCUCAAAAGACUUCAACUUUUGUGCCUAAAUUCAGCUCCCAGUUUCUGGGUAUUAAGAGUAAGGUCAGUCUGGUAAGAAUUGGACCCUCUAAUGGGUCAAGAGUUAAGUGUUGGUUCAACUUUCGACAAAAUGCUGAAGGUGCUGGCAUUUAUGGUAGCCAAUCCCGUGAUGACUUUGAUAGAGAUGAUGUUGAGCAGUACUUUAACUACAUGGGGAUGCUUGCUGUUGAAGGAACAUAUGAUAAAAUGGAGGCUCUUCUAAGUCAAAACAUUCAUCCAGUGGACAUCAUAUUGAUGCUGGCUGCUUCAGAAGGUGACAAGCCGAAACUUGAAGAAUUAUUAAGAGCCGGAGCAAAUUACGAUAUCAAGGAUCCCGAUGGCCGGACCGCCCUUGAUCGAGCUGAUGAUGAAACUAGGGAAUUCAUCCUUCAAUUUUCAGCUCAGAAGGCAUGAUAUGUAUUUGCCUGGUCUGGAACAUUUGAUUUGUAUGUUUCUUUAUAGCUAUUGAUCCAUUAACUACGGUAUGUAAUUCUACCAUUUGAUAGGUUGUCUUAAUGUAUCAUGUGAAUCUAGCUUAGUAUGUGGAAGAUUGAUUUAUCAGGUCAUGGCUAUCUGAUGUGAUUAAUCUGAAUUGAUUCUGAAA